Molecule: messenger RNA, 783 nt
Organism: Mesorhabditis spiculigera
Lineage: Eukaryota; Metazoa; Nematoda; Chromadorea; Rhabditida; Rhabditidae
Source: the annotation of a GenBank genome assembly
AUGAUGUGGAAACUACUCCUACUGCUUGUUCUAUCUGCCGUUGCCCUGGCGGUCCCCUUCAUCGAACCGCCAAAUCGGAUAUCGAGAAAAAUGUCGGAACGCGCGGCAAAGGGUAUUUGGAAAUCGCUGGGGCCCGGGGAUGCCGUGUGCUUUGAUAUUGACGAGACGCUGAGGAAGGAUAAUAUUUUACUGGAAUUCGCCAACUGGCUGGGCGUCGGUGAUUUCGUGCAAAAGGUCACGAAUAUGCCGUUUUCACCGACGUUCACCCACGCAGACUCGAUGCGCCUUCGGCUAAGCAUUAUGAAUUUCACGCGGGAACAAUAUAACGAGUUCCUACAGCUUCACAUCAGUACCAUCAAGGAAAAAUCAUCCCCCGGAGCUCGCGACCUGAUCACUACCCUACGCAAUAAGGGAAUCGACGUCUAUCUGGUCGGCGGCGGCUUUAGGGAAAAUGCCGACAAUAUGGGCGACUUUUUGGGAAUUCCUAGGGACCAUACCUACUCUCACGAUCUUGUUUUUGACCCGGCUGGUCGCUACAAAGAUUUGGAUGUUUCAGGAAUUUCUGAUGGUCAAGGAAAUCACGGAAAGUCGAACCUGCUACGCGUGCUGAAAGCCGAAAGGCAAAUCGACAAUCUGGUGAUGAUUGGCGAUUCGACGAUUGACAUGGUCGCCUGUCCGCCGGCUAAUUUAUGUAUUGGAUUUGGGAGGUGGAAUCUAGACCCCCGAGCCCGAGCCGUCGCCGACUGGUACUUGAUGGAUAUGGGAGAGCUUUUGAGGGCACUU